AUAUAACAUAUUUUUGAUAUAUAACAGAUGUAACAAUAAUAAGCCGAAAUUUAAUCCUUCAAAUGAAGGAGUACGCAAAUUAAUAUAGAAAAUUUUUGAAAUAAUUGGAAGUCUAAAACGAGAUAUUCUUUACCAUUUUCAAUAGUGAGAGGUGCCAAUACUAUUAAGAUUUCAUUAUGAGUUUUAAAAUAUUACGAAGCACGUUUAUGAGGGCCCUGACCACACAAGAUCAGAAACAAAACGAUCGUGCUUUUUCUUGGUUCCAAAUAUGUUCUCCAUGUCCAAUUACUGGAAAUUUGGGUCAAAAUGAGGCCAAUUAUAAACGUUAUUAUAGUUACAAGACUAUGCAUGCAACUGAUGGCGAAAAAAUGGUCAAAAUACCUAAAAUCCAAUUCCUCACAAAGGCUUAUAUAUCUCAAGGCAGUGUUAUGAGUAGUUCUGAGCAUGAAAAAAAUUCAAAUAGUGCGGAAGAAGGUGAUGACGCUGAAACACCUAAAAAUCUGCUCGGUAAAGAAGGAAGCAUAUUCAAGGAAGGGAGUACUUCUCAACUUGAUAAAAGCUCUUCAUUAUCAGGACCGAGAGGUCCUCUUAAAGGUGUACUCGUAAAAAAAGUUACGAAAUUAACAACAACUGCAAUUGCUGUUGAGAAUAAUUCCGCUGAGGAUAUUGUUACAAAAGAUGCUAUGGAUAAACGUAUUGGUACUAAAGACAACAAAGUUAAACGAUCGUCUGGCUAUGGAUCAGUCUACGGUUGCUCAGCCCAGCUUUCGAAUGCAACGAAACUUGGAAACAAAAAUUUUGGUCUACUUUCUUCACGUCUCGAUGAUGAAAAUAUUUUUAUAGAAACGCUAGGCAAAUCAAGACUUUCAAUACAUGCGGAAAUUGAAAAAUUCAAACCCAGCUUUACAUCCUAUCAUUAUAAAUAACCAAAUAUCAUUUGGCAGCUGAUGUGCAUCUUUUAAUAAAAAAAAGAAUAACAAAAUUAAGUUCAUCUUUGGUUAAAAGAAAAAAUAAA
Teleopsis dalmanni is the source of this 1015-nucleotide messenger RNA. RefSeq lists its product as uncharacterized. Bases 177 to 926 code for a protein of 249 amino acids. The transcript has 3 exons. NCBI's taxonomy places the organism in Eukaryota, Metazoa, Arthropoda, Insecta, Diptera, Diopsidae. The record is from RefSeq and is a predicted model, not a curated record.